Messenger RNA from Fusarium venenatum, 972 nucleotides. The record is from RefSeq and is a predicted model, not a curated record. NCBI's taxonomy places the organism in Eukaryota, Fungi, Ascomycota, Sordariomycetes, Hypocreales, Nectriaceae.
AUGGCCGUUGUCGAAGCAGAUCCAGUACUGCGUCCUGAUGAACAGGAUGUUGCAUCGUCAACUCAAAGUGUCUCCAGUUCCAUCCUAAGCUACCGAGAAGAGAACGGACGAACAUACCAUCGAUAUAAGGAAGGGAAAUAUCAUCUUCCCAACGACGCAGUUGAAAACGAGCGACUUGACCUUCAGCAUCACCUCUUCCUACUCACCUUCGGCGACAAACUUGGCUUAGCACCACCGAAUAAGGCUGACUCGAAUGUUAAGCGUGUCCUUGAUCUUGGUACCGGAACAGGAAUCUGGGCGAUUAAUUUUGCGGAUGAGCAUCACGAAGCGGAGAUUGUUGGGAUUGAUUUGUCUCCAAUUCAGCCAGAAUUCGUCCCACCGAAUGUCCGGUUCAUCAUCGAUGAUAUUGAUGAGGAAUGGGCCUAUGCCGAGCCAUUCGAUUAUAUCCACAGCCGAAUGAUGACCUUCAGUAUAAAGGACUGGGAGGAAUACAUCCGCAAAAUCUUCAAAGCCCUUGCGCCAGGUGGCUACAUCGAGAUCCAAGAAGUCAGUGGCAGCAUCCUCUCCGACGACGGUACCCUCACAAAGACACAUGCUCUCACAAAAUGGUUCACGCUUCUCAGCGAAGCCUUUAUCAAACUCGGCGGCGCUGCAAUUGAGUUUGACGGGAUCAAGGACAUGAUGGAAAAAGCUGGGUUCGUCGAUAUCGUGGACACGCGGUUCAAAUGGCCCCUCAACCCUUGGCCCAAGGAUAAGAAGUAUAAAGAGUUGGGAACGUGGAACAAUGCGAAUUCGAUGGAUGCGAUUGAGUCAUUGACCUUGGCACCGUUUUCCAGGGCGCAUGGCUGGUCGAGGGAGGAGGUGGAGAUGUUUCUUGUGGAAGUGAGAAAGGACUUGAACAACCGUCAGAUCCACGCUUAUAACCCAAUUUGCUGUAUUUAUGCGAGAAAGCCUGAGAGCCCCGACGCGUAG